Molecule: messenger RNA, 1926 nt
Organism: Orbicella faveolata
Lineage: Eukaryota; Metazoa; Cnidaria; Anthozoa; Scleractinia; Merulinidae
Product: myeloid differentiation primary response protein MyD88-A-like
Biological process (GO): MyD88-dependent toll-like receptor signaling pathway; positive regulation of canonical NF-kappaB signal transduction
Molecular function (GO): TIR domain binding
Source: RefSeq, a predicted model, not a curated record
GUCACGUGCGCCUGUCGAGGCGGCCAUAUUGCCAUUCGCGAAGUUGGACCUGCACAACAAAUGAUGUGAUUUUUUCCUUUGCUAACUCGAAUCUCUAAUAAGGAAUCAUGAGCGAAAAGUUAGUGAGAGACUUAAGCCAUGAAGCUCAUUUUAGAAUGCAAGUGCUUCUCCUUCCUUCCAACCGUGGCCGUGACUGGAAGACAUUGGCAGACAAGAUGGGCUUCCCUCGUGAGGAGAUUUUGUACUUCGAAUGCAGAAGAGAACCGGUACUUGAAUUAAUAAGCAGUUAUGAAAGCAAAGGAAAGACCAUCUCAGAGCUAUUAUCCCUUUUAGAAGAGAUGGAGAGAUUCGAUGUGAUUGAGGACCUUAAAAAAUUCGUAGAAGCAACACCUACGUUAGAAGAAAAACAGCGAGAAUGGAAGCAGUGUCAAACUGAAGCUGCUGAAGAUACCAAGGCUGAGGCAAUUUCUGAAUGCCAUGAUGUUUACAUUGCUUACGCUAAGGAUGAUCAAGUAUUUGUCAAUGAAAUUGUUACAACAUUGGAGCGACCACCAUAUUGCAUGAAAGUGUGCACUGAUUACCGUGAGCUUUCGGAUACUGCAGCUAAAGCCAUUGAGACACAAUGUUCAAAAGUCCUGGUAGUAUUGUCAGAGAGCUUUAACAGAUGUCCAGAUGCAGACCACAUGGUUAAUUUUGCUCUUCAUUUGUCUCGAGAUCUCAGGAAAACCAUUCUUAUUCCAAUUUUGUACAAGUCUUGUGAAAUACCAAGAAAGUUACAAAUUUUUACUCGUCUGGAUUACACCAGUGACAGAGAAAGGCAGUACUUUUGGAAAAAACUAGCUGCAUCGCUUGGUUAUGAUGAUAAAUGCAAUGGAAAGACAUAAUAAUUUACAGUAGUUAUCAGCUUCUACUUUUUUUUGUUGUUACUGUCUUUAGAGUACACAGUUAUAAUGUCUUUUGAUUACAACGAAGGGGAAAGACAAAACAUUUUAUUUCGUAACCUAACCUAAUAAGUCAAUUGAUAAUAAGCAGGGCUGUAAACCCAUAACACCUGUUACGCCUGAGAAUGCUUGAUUUUCCCUUGAUGCUAUGAGUGAAAUUACCUGUUGUCAGUAGAAUUCACCCACAAAGUAACAAGCUUGCUGCAGGUGUGGAAAACAAGGCUACAGGUGUCUCAAGACUUAAUGACAACCCUGGUUAAGGGAAUCUAACUCUCAGCUAGGGUACCAUAGUAAAAAAAAGUGUGUUGUGCUCAACGGGGGGCGGGGGGAGGGGGAGUUGCAAGCACCAUAUGCGCAAUCUCAAACCUGUGUAACUGCUGGUUUUGUCGGUGUGAGGGGCUAAAAAUGAUGUAUAAACAAGCACCAGAGGUGCAAAAACAAAAAAUUACUUAUUGUGACUCACAUAACCACCUGAAAAGGGUCGCAAAAACUGUAGAGGAUAAGAUGCUCACUAACUUAGCUCCUUAUUUGCUUAUUAAAGCAUUUUACUAACUUGUGGUGAGGCGUUCCUAUUUUUUCCUCUUCCACCACCCCAAAAACAAAAGAACGCCUAAUCACAGCUUAAUGUUUUAAAUAUCUGUAAAACAUGUACAUGCCAGAGUAUUAGUCAGUGUGGAAGUUUGAGAGAAAUACUGGUUUAAAAGCCGUAAGAAAAUACUAGCCACUCUGUUACUUGCCUUUAAGUAGCUGCACCACCAAUAUGCGCAAGUGCAAUUUUUUGCUUUUUGAUUUUGUCCACAACGUCACGUGUUCAGUCACUGCUGACCGAAAACGUAUGGGCUCUGGGGGACAAGAUUGUCAAAAAGUCAAGUCGCUGCAAAUGCAUAGAGUAGUGUAACAGGUUCUUUAAGCCAGUGUAUAAUGUAGAGUCAUAAGUUAGGUUUUAGAGCAGAUGUUUUAUUGCAAUAAAGAUGUUUAUCAAAUA